GGGCGGCCCAAUGGCAGCGCGGCGGGGCGGGGCGCUGUGGCGGUGGCGGCGCUGCGGGCGGACGGGGCGGCAACGGGGGUCCCGCAGCGGCAGCAGCCAUGAACGGCCCCGAGGCCGGCGGCGCCCAGGGCGGCGAAGGGAAGGGGGGUGAAGGGCGAGAGAAAAAGGAGAGCAACCCGUUUGCUGAGUUCAUGUGGAUGGAGAACGAGGAGGACUUCGACAGGCAGGUGGAGGAGGAGCUGCAGGAGCAGGAGUUCCUGGACCGCUGCUUCCAGGAGAUGUUGGACGAGGAGGACCAGCAGUGGUUCGUCCCGGCCCGGGAUCUCCCCCAGCGCGUGGGGCAGCUGCAGCAGCAGCUCAAUGGGCUCUGCGUCGCCGACGGCCGCGGCCCCGAGGAUGUCGUGAGCAAAAGCACCCUGAACCCCGACGCCAAGGAGUUUGUGCCGGGCGUGAAGUACUGAGAGCCGCAGCGGAGCUGUGCCCGCGGGAUUUGCCUGCAAUGGAGUGGCUGCGCUGGGGGCUCGGUUGGGUUCUUCCCUUUGUGAUCAUGACUUCCAUGUCCUUUUC
Messenger RNA from Tympanuchus pallidicinctus (lesser prairie-chicken), 567 nucleotides. RefSeq names its product poly(A) binding protein interacting protein 2B (gene PAIP2B). NCBI's taxonomy places the organism in Eukaryota, Metazoa, Chordata, Aves, Galliformes, Phasianidae. The record is from RefSeq and is a predicted model, not a curated record. Gene Ontology annotation, molecular function: mRNA regulatory element binding translation repressor activity. Bases 99 to 461 code for a protein of 120 amino acids. Gene Ontology annotation, biological process: negative regulation of translational initiation. The transcript is spliced from 4 exons. Gene Ontology annotation, cellular component: cytoplasm.